CAAAAUAGUUUUUGAAAUGAUUUAAAUACCAAAACAAUGGACAGAGAAGUUCUUUGCGAAAGUUUAAUUGUGUGGUUGGAGACAUUUAAUCUGGAUGUUCCUCACGGCAACGCAGAAGAGCUCAGUGAUGGAAUUGCCAUGUCAAAGGUGCUGCAUCAAAUUGCCCCUGACUAUUUUACGGACUCAUGGCUGAGCAGGGUAAAAACAGAGGAUGUGACCAACUGGAGAUUGAAGGUUUCCAACCUGAAGAAAAUUCUCAAGGGCAUCCUCGAGUACAAUAUUGAGAUCCUGGGUAUACAGAUCCAUGACUUUCAGAUGCCGGAUGUGAAUGCUAUAGGGGAGAGCAGUAACCAUAUAGAGCUUGGGCGACUGUUACAGCUGAUUCUUGGUUGUGCCGUAAACUGCACGGAAAAACAGGAGUACAUUCAGCGGAUUAUGUCAAUGGAAGAAUCUGUUCAACACGCCGUCAUGACCGCCAUUCAAGAGCUGAUGACCAAAGAAAUUGCCACAGAUGUGGACUCUGAAGUAGGAGAACAGCUUCAAACAGAAAUUUCUCAAGGAAAGAAACUGGACAAGAACAUUUUCCUGUUCUAGAAAUGAUCACCUUUUCGCCAGCUUUGCACUGAUCUGUUUUACUAGAAGAAAUAAAAAUUUCUGCACAAUCAGAAAAAAUCUUAAGAUCAGACCUUUUAAUAUGUGAAAGCUCACUAAAUCUCAAAAAACCUGCAAAACUUACUAAACACAUGCAAAUGAAUCUUAAAUCCAAG
This is a messenger RNA of Mya arenaria, 767 nucleotides long. RefSeq names its product protein Hook homolog 3-like. Gene Ontology annotation, biological process: cytoplasmic microtubule organization; cytoskeleton-dependent intracellular transport. Gene Ontology annotation, molecular function: dynein light intermediate chain binding; microtubule binding. The record is from RefSeq and is a predicted model, not a curated record. The coding region runs from base 37 to 594 and encodes 185 amino acids. Gene Ontology annotation, cellular component: centrosome; cytoplasm. The transcript is spliced from 7 exons. NCBI's taxonomy places the organism in Eukaryota, Metazoa, Mollusca, Bivalvia, Myida, Myidae.